Cordyceps militaris CM01 is the source of this 5472-nucleotide messenger RNA. RefSeq names its product SSU processome component Utp10. Gene Ontology annotation, biological process: positive regulation of transcription by RNA polymerase I; maturation of SSU-rRNA from tricistronic rRNA transcript (SSU-rRNA, 5.8S rRNA, LSU-rRNA). Gene Ontology annotation, molecular function: snoRNA binding; protein binding. Lineage: Eukaryota; Fungi; Ascomycota; Sordariomycetes; Hypocreales; Cordycipitaceae. Gene Ontology annotation, cellular component: 90S preribosome; t-UTP complex; small-subunit processome. The transcript has 2 exons. The coding region runs from base 1 to 5472 and encodes 1823 amino acids. The record is from RefSeq and is a predicted model, not a curated record.
AUGGCGACCUCUCUCGCUGCGCAGUUGGCGCAAGUGGCCGCAAAUUCAAAGUCGUCCUUGAGUGUCAAGGCUCAAAAAGCAGCGCACUCGAAAUCGCUAAUUUGGGAGCCCAAGAUUGCUGCCACUCAAAGCCUGCAGACCCUCUAUGCAACUUGUUUUCAGGGCUUCGAAGAUCUUUGCCAAUUGGAUGCCAGAUUUGUGCCCUUCGGAGCUACUAUAUUCAGCGAAGAGAGCCAGGACCAGGACCGAUUCCAGCUCACAUCUUCCGAAAAUGAUGAGCUCAGCCGCCAAAUAGACGCCUUUUUGCGCCUUGUUGGUGGCCGCCUCCGCCUAAUGCCAGCAGUCAAAGCUGUCGAAUGGCUCAUCCGACGAUUUAGAAUCCACGAGGAAAACACCGUCUCACUGGUCCUUGCAUUCCUGCCGUAUCAUUCCAUUUCUGCAUUCGCUACACUACUCUCAAUACUACCGCAGCCAGUUCCCCACGAACUACGAUUCCUCAAUCCAUACAUUCGAUCUCUUACUGCGCCUCCGCGCUCUAUUCUCGUGCAUCAAGCUAUCAACCACCCCGAGUUCCUGUCGCUUAUUUCAGAGUACACCCUCGAAUCCUGCCGAAAGCAACAUCACUAUCCUGCCCUGGUCACAUUCUGGGCUGGCUUGAUGACUGAAUCCGUCAAUGGCCUACUUGACAGGGCAAAAUCAGGACGCUCUGCAGUCCAGGCAGAAAAUACACAAGCUUUGCUACACAGACUGGGUCCCAUCUUCGCCGAGUCGCUCAUGAUGAAGUCGGUGCCCAGCCUUCAGAUCGCGUCUUACAUGGCCAUGACAGUGUUCGUAUCCAAGGGAAGCCUCGAGGACGCCGCAGUUACUGCGUUUAUGCAACAGACCGUGCUUGGCUGGUCAUCCGAGACGAUACGGCCUGGUCUUGUCUGCUUGACCAUUAUGGCCCAGUUUAGAUCCGCAAAGCAGAUGAACAGCAAAGUCACAAAGGCUCUCAUGAAGGUUUCGGAUGUUGGCGCUCUCCUUGUUGAGAUUGGCAAAGAGCGGAGCGUUGAUAAGCUCGCCAACGGCCUCUGCUUGGCGUUGAUCGAGCGACUUACCAAGAAGGGGGAUGCCCGUGGCCUCACAACUAUCAUGUCUAUUCUAAGCGGUGGGAUCCUUAAGGAGAAGCAGACUGUCGUAGUCUUCAAGUCUCUACUACUCACAGCUCUGAAGCUCAGCGAUGACAACGACCAGGACGGGUCUCUUAGAAGGGAACUCGGCUCUGUGCUAAUUGCACUUUCUCAAAUCUCCGGCAAGGUUGGCGAUAUUGUGCAGUCAGUCAUUAAAGAAGUCGAAUUCGACAUUGAGGAGCUCGAAAUGAAGCUUGACUUAUCUUUCCGAUCUCGCCGACAGCCCGAAGCCACCCAAGCUGAUGCGGCUCCAGUCGCUCCCCUCCAAGCCGAAACCCGUGACGAUAUCGAAAGGACCAUUGACGAUCUCAACUCGCGCUCUGAGGUUUUGUCAAUUUGCCUGGUACCCCAGCCAAGUGAAAUAUUCAACGAAUUCAGCCACCUUUUCUUCUCCAUUGUCUCUGAACACUCGAAGGACACGGCCCUGCUCUCUCGCUUUGAAGAGGGCUCUAAGUUGCGCCGCCAAACAGCUUUCAACGACUGCGGUUUCUACAGCUUCUUCAUGCGUAUUUGGUCUGGUCCGUACCCUGCUCUCGCUCGCACGGCAGCCCUGGAUGUGGUGAAGAACAAUGUGAAAGCCAGCGAGGAUGCCAAGGUUGACAUGCAGCACUUGAUCCCCUACUGCGUUACCGCGCUCUCCGAUCCUUCGAAGCGGGUCCGACGCUCUGCAGCGGAUCUUCUCGUUGUUCUCUCGAACCGAUAUACGGCAAAGGCGAGUUUUAAGUCGGUCUGGGGCGCAGGCACGCUAUACGGGGAGGCCAAGGAUGGAGAGCCUCUUGCUUCUGAUAUUGUCACCCGACUACUGCAUCUUCAGCUUUUGCCCACUAUUGAAGAAUGCGUGAUGGAUCCCAACCACAUCGACGUCGUGAUCAAGACCACCAUCGAGCAAGGCACAUACUAUGUCAAGUCUGACACUUCUUUGGGUAAGAAGGAUCAUAUGUCCUCAUCUAGCAGGCUUUCUCUGCUGUUAUUCUUCUCUGGGCAUGCUGUUGGGACUCCGAUACUUCUAGUGAAGGAAAGACUACUCAAGGUUCUAAAUGGGGUAAAGGGCGCUAGCGGCACUUCCCGAACAAAAACGCUACUGCCUGCACUCAAGUGGUGGGCAACUCUGAGCAAUAAGGAAAUCGAGACCAUGUGCCGCGCGGAACACAUUGAAAGAGCGGAAGCGGAUGCUCGGUUCGUGGAUGUUGUUGUACCAAAUGAUACGACAGGUCUUGAAUUCUUCAUUGAAACCUUGACCAGCACUGAGGUCAACGAAAAGCCUGAUCUUGUCCAGGCGAUCUUUAUCCGCAUACGGAAAAUGUGGCCGCUCAUGAAAGAUGACUCGAAGUUCACCGUGGCACAGCAGUUUCUGGAGCUUUCGCAGGAGUCGGGUGACGAGGACUCGACUCCCGUCGUAGCGACAGAGGCCUCGGACCUUCUCAGAACUGUACCUCUCACCACUGAGAUCCUGUCGCACUUCUUGGACUCAAUUCAGACCGGUACCAAGAUGAUUACAGAGCCGCCACCAAACAAGAGACGCCGCACUAGCUCUACUGACGGCAACCGUGAGCUCAUUAUGCAAGUGACUCCUGAGUUGAGCAAGGCCCUGCGCAAAGUCACCUUUGUUUUGCAGUUGGUGGACAACUCCGAGCCCAUCAAUCAUCCGGAGCUGCUCGAUGGCCUGUUUACAGCUCUCUCUGAACUGCAACACUUUAGAACUGUGGUUGGCUCAGAACUCGGCUAUUUGCAGAACCUCAUUCUUCGCAGCCUGUUGGCCAUGAUGCCUGCCUACAAAGCGAACGAGAAUCUGGAUAUCGACAGCUCAGGUGGCUACGGCGACUUGCUGGUUAACUGCAUUCAGAAGUCUUCUAGCCCUGUUGUUCAAAAUGCCGCCCUGCUCCUCAUCGCCAACCUAGCAACCACGGCUCCAAGCUUGGUGCUGCAUAGUGUCAUGCCCAUCUUUACUUUCAUGGGCGCUUCUGUCCUACGUCAAAACGACGACUACUCUGCUCACGUUGUUUCUCAAACUAUUAAGGAGGUUGUUCCGCCACUCAUCGCCAGUCUUCGCAAGGGCCAAAAGAAUCCUCUUGCGGGUGCAUCUGAUAUUCUGGUCAGCUUCACAACCGCUUAUGAGCAUGUUCCAUCUCACCGACGACCAAGCCUGUUUCUCGCCUUGGUGGAAACUCUCGGUCCCAAGGAUUUCUUGUUUGCUCUAAUUAGCAUGCUUGUCAGCCGCUACGACGCAAGCGACGACAUGCUGCAAUUCAGUGCCGAACUUCUUGAUGAGUUUAGUAUCGACAUUCAGCUCGAGACGCUGGUGAAACUUCUUGGUCUUACUGCUGACCUGUUCAAGACCAAGCCUGGUCUUUCCGCCACUCUUUUUGGAGCUGGCGAGGACGGCGAGCUUAAAGAUGUUAGCAAGGUCGCUCUUCGCCAGUUGACCGCCUUCCCCAGUCUUUUGUCAAGCAAGGCGCUUGUUUCACAGAUUGCCAAGCUUGAGGACCGCGACGAUAUGGAAGCUGCAGAAAUUCGCUCGACGUAUGCCACAUUGUUAGAGAAUGUUCUUUUGCUGUCCGAUACUGUCAAAGCCAACAAGGCUCUCCGCGCCCGCUGUGGGGUUACGCUUGCCAACCUGCUCAACCUUCUCUCUAUCGGCGAAUUCAUCAAAGCCGUCGAAAACCUUCUGGAUAGGCCUGACUUGACCUUGCGACAAAAGGUGCUCAAGGCUCUCGAGGCUCGGGUUGAGUCAGAGAGCAACAACAACCCUGAUGCAAGAAUCGCACUUUUGACGUUCCUGCCUCAGCUCACUGCCGCCAUCCGUGAGUCGCAAGACAUUCGCUAUAAGCACACUGCCGUUACAUGUGUGGAUAAGAUUGCAGAGAAGUAUGGCAAGAAGGAUAUCGAAGCCGUCGUUGCUGCGGCAUCUACAAUUGCUGGAGAGCACUGUCUGGGACAGAGUGAGAGGCUUCUACGCACCAUGGCGCUGCUUUGUCUGACUUCCUUGGUGGAUGUCUUGCAAGAAGCCAUUGUCCCAGUGCUGCCGCUUGCUGUGCCAAGGGCCAUUGCCUAUUUGGAGCAGAGCCUGGAUGCGGACUCUGUAGAUGAGGAGCUACACUCGGCCAGUUACGGUCUCCUAGCCUCGCUUGCAGAGCACUUGCCUUACAUGUUGUCCACUUAUAUGGACGACAUAUUGCGUGUAUCAAACACCUCGGCUACCGCUGACCUGGAGGCUGAGACCAAUGGCAACCGCGUGCUUUGUCUCGAGGUCCUUGCCAAGAAGAUGGAUGCUAAGGAAAUGCUUAUGAGUUUAGAUCGCAAUUGGGAAUCUGCCCUGUCGGCGGGUCCUUUGGUGAGUAAUAUCUCACAAUCAGUCGCAAAACGUGGGGCAGUUACUAACGGGAUGACGCGCCAGGCCUUGACUGAAUUUAUCAAGAUCCUCGGCACAACUAUCGAAAGCCAGUCGAAGGGAGUAGUUGCCAAGAAUUCUGGUGUUAUCUCUGGUAUUUUCUUAAAGGCUUUUGAUCUUCGACGCCGCAUCCUUUUAGCCGGUGAAGGUGGGGAGAAGGUUCUGCGGCAAAUAUCGGAGCUGGAAGCUGCAGUGUAUGAAACGGCGCUGAAGAUGAUUUACAAGCUGAACGAUGCUGCAUUCCGCCCCGUUUUCCAGCAGUUUGUCGAGUGGCCUGGCUCCAAGGUGGCGAAAUCGGACAGCACCGGACGCGCGUUGCAGCAGCUUGCCGUGUACGGGUUCCUUCAAACCUUUUUCGACAACCUCAAGUCGAUUGUGACGAAUUACGCUACGUACGUGCUGGACGAUGCAGUCAAGAUUCUCGGCCAGAUUCAGCCACAGGCGAAUGAUGAGAGCCGAGACUUGUGGAGACGGGUGCUUGGCACGCUGAGCAAGUGCUUCGAGCACGACCAGGAUGACUUUUGGCAGGCGCCAGCACACUUUGAAGCGAUUGCGCCGGUGCUGCUGCAACAGUUCCUGCUGGCCCCGCAGAUGGAUAUGGAAACAGAUUUGAUCCCUGCGACGGUGGAGCUAGCUGCGGCGGCGGAUUCGCAGGCACAUCAAAAGGAACUCAAUUCGGGUCUGCUGCUGCACCUGCGCUCGGAGCAGACGGCUGUGCGACUGGCAGCGGUCAAGUGUGAGCAGGCGCUGACGGACAGGCUGGGUGAGGAGUGGAUGUCUAUGCUGCACGAGAUGCUGCCGAGGAUCAGCGAGCUGCAGGAGGAUGACGACGAAGUUGUGGAGAGGGAGACUCAUAGAUGGAUCGUCAAGAUUGAGGGCGUACUAGGCGAGAGCCUGGACGCAAUGCUGCAGUAA